Ogataea haglerorum is the source of this 966-nucleotide messenger RNA. RefSeq lists its product as uncharacterized. Bases 1 to 966 code for a protein of 321 amino acids. Lineage: Eukaryota; Fungi; Ascomycota; Pichiomycetes; Pichiales; Pichiaceae. Gene Ontology annotation, cellular component: P-body. The transcript has a single exon. The record is from RefSeq and is a predicted model, not a curated record. Gene Ontology annotation, biological process: protein modification process. Gene Ontology annotation, molecular function: metal ion binding; ATP binding.
AUGAUGAGUGACAAGAACUAUAUGGCCAACUCCUACAUUUAUAGGAAGGGUCUGAUUCGGAAGCACUAUUUGGCUAAUACGAUUGCAAUGUACGCUUCGAAAAACCCAACUACCAUACUGAAAAAGGCUUUUCCUGAAACGUACCAGCUGGAGCUAGACUACGCCGAAUUUUUGGACGACUCUCUGGACGAAAGCUACGAGCUGCGCCAGGAUUUGGAGCAGAACGAGCAAACGCUCGCCAAAACGUAUAUUUUGAAACCGAGCAUGAGCGACAAGGGCCAGGGCAUCAGGAUCUUUCAGACGAUCGACCAGCUGCAAAAUAUCUUUGAUUCGUUUGAAGAGUCUGAGGAAAAUGGAGACGAAAAUGCCGUGAUCACGUCCCAGCUGCGCCAUUUCAUUGUCCAGGAGUAUAUUGCCAGCCCACUGCUGCUGCCAGAGUACGAAAACAGAAAGUUUCACAUCCGCACUUACGUGCUCUGUGUGGGUGAUCUCCGGGUGCUUGUUUACCAGCGGAUGCUGAUGCUGUUUAGCGACAAGCCGUAUCACAGGAAUUUUGACACUAUUGAUGGCCAUCUUACCAACACGUGCUUGCAAGGCGACACCGACAAGCUGGUUGUGGUCGAACUGGGCAAGAGCGUGCUUCCAGGACCCUCGCAAAAUCAUAUCCGGGAGUCUAUCAACUCAAUAGUUGGAGAGCUAUUUCGAGCUGCCUCCAACGACAAAAUUAAUUUCCAGCCUCUGUCAAACUGCUUCGAGACAUUCGGUAUCGAUUUUGUGGUGGACGAAAACCUCAACGUGUCGUUGCUCGAGGUGAACUCGUAUCCAGACUUUAAGCAAACAGGAGAUGGUCUCAAAGGACUGAUCCACGAGCUCUUUGACGGCAUUGUGCAACAGGCAGUGGUGCCUUUCUUUGGGGGCAAGCUACCAACCCCUAGCAGUUUCAAACAAGUACUGGAACUGACUUAA